Messenger RNA from Staurois parvus, 358 nucleotides. The record is from the annotation of a GenBank genome assembly. Lineage: Eukaryota; Metazoa; Chordata; Amphibia; Anura; Ranidae.
CAGGAGUGUAGGCGUGCGGCAGCAGGUAGGUAUGGCAGUAACCAGAAUGCAGACCAGGUGCAGAUGCAGGAGUGUAGGUGCGGCAGCAGGUAGGUAUGGUGGUAACCAGGGCAGACCAGGCUAGGUGCAGGUGCAGGAAAUGGUGCAGCAGCAGGUAGAUAUGGUGGCAACCAGGAUACAGGAACAUAUGUGCAGCAGUGUCAGACAAGCCGGGUCAGGAUCAAUCGGGCAGAUCAGGUACAAGGGAGCAGGCAAGCGGAUAGUCAGGGAUAAGCCGAAUCGGUGCAGGCGGAGUUCUUUUUUUGGUCAGGGUCAGAUCAGAUACAGACAACAGAAUCAGGUUAUCAAGUACAGGACG